UCAAAGUUUACCCUUCACUUGGCCAUGGAAGGGUCUUCUUCAAGAGGGAAUCAGAACAACGAGAACAGCGAAGAGACCGGGAGCAAGAGGGGAUUGCGGUCACGAUGCGAUCCACCCCGGUACCGAGGGAUCCGGCGGCGGCCCUGGGGCAAGUUUGCGGCUGAGAUCCGGGACCCCUCGAGGAAUGGCGCGCGCCUCUGGCUCGGGACCUUUGAGACGGCGGAGGAGGCCGCUCGCGCCUACGACCGGGCCGCCUUCGCCUUCCGGGGCCAUUUGGCCAUCCUCAACUUCCCCAACGAGCAACAGUACUACGCUCCGAAUGACCACUACGUCUCCGGCCACCGCGGUUCUUUCUCCGCAUCUCUGUCGCCGCCGCCGCCGCCGUUCUCUUCGCCAAGUUCAUCGUCGUCUGCCGUGUCAGCUCCCGCCGAGCCAUCCAGAGAUGUGAUCGAGUUCGAGUAUCUGGACGAUAAGUUGUUGGAGGAACUGCUGAACUCGCACUGCGACAUGUAG
This is a messenger RNA of Syzygium oleosum, 513 nucleotides long. Its product is annotated as ethylene-responsive transcription factor ERF098-like. Gene Ontology annotation, molecular function: DNA binding; DNA-binding transcription factor activity. The record is from RefSeq and is a predicted model, not a curated record. NCBI's taxonomy places the organism in Eukaryota, Viridiplantae, Streptophyta, Magnoliopsida, Myrtales, Myrtaceae. The coding region runs from base 25 to 513 and encodes 162 amino acids. Gene Ontology annotation, biological process: regulation of DNA-templated transcription; ethylene-activated signaling pathway. The transcript has a single exon.